ACAGAUGCUACAUUCAGGAGAGGAAACGGAAAAGUCGAAACCUCGUUGAAGGAUUUCUCAUUCCGAACCCCCGAGUCGGCAGAAAGAACCCACACUUCUUUGACAAACCGCGCCUUCAAUACUCCGAGAACUGCGAGGGCUUUUUUUCCCGCCACUUUCUUGUUCCACAUUUUCUCCAGCUGUUUGCAUCUGGCAGCAAGAACCCGCCCUGUUCGGGAUCCGGGGACCGAGAGGCAUCGGAGGGGCACGGAGAUGUCACCCCAACCUCCGCAGGGCGGGUGGAACAUGCGCAAGUUUUUCACCACUUUCUGGGGCAUCAUCCGGGUGGUCCAGAUUCUCUUCGGAGCCGGAUUGUGGAUAACCAUCGCCACCAACAAAUACGAGGGCUCCAUCCACUUCGUGCUGUUGGUGGCCGUGCUCUUCUGGCUCCUGACGCUGGCCCUCUUCUUCAUCACGCUCCUGAACAAGCAGGACCUGGUUCCGCUGCUGGGAGGCGAGAGAUGGUUGUGCACCAACCUGACGCACGACGUGGCCGCCGCCGUCCUUUACCUGCCCGCCCUCGCCGUCAUGAUCUAUAAGACGGAUCGGAACUCCUACUGCAACCUGGAGCAGUACCCCCACCCGUGCCUGUACAAGGUCUACCUGGUGGCCUCCACGUUCGCCUGCCUCGGCUGCCUCGCCUAUCUGCUCUCGGUGGUCCACGGCGCCUGCAGGAAACACCGAGGAGAACAAACGGUGGUCUAACGCGCCCAGCAGGGGGCGACGGCGUCUCAAUCAGGGAGGGAGCGGGUUCACCCACAGCAAGAUGAGGAAUAGUUACCUUCACUGUAGUUUGUAUGUUGACACCAAACUUGUUCGAGUGGUGAUUCAUUUUGUGCUCUUACCAAAGAACCUUUUUUUUAAGAAAUAACGAGACAAAGCGUUCGAUACUUGGACAUUACUCCUCAGAGUUUAUUCAUUUUAAUGCACACGUUGUCCUGUAGCUUACGUAUGGCAACUUUGUAUGGUGUUUCUAUUAUUAUUUUG
Synchiropus splendidus (mandarinfish) is the source of this 1026-nucleotide messenger RNA. It is a transcript of the gene marveld1, whose product is annotated as MARVEL domain containing 1. Gene Ontology annotation, cellular component: membrane. Gene Ontology annotation, molecular function: structural constituent of myelin sheath. The record is from RefSeq and is a predicted model, not a curated record. Lineage: Eukaryota; Metazoa; Chordata; Actinopteri; Syngnathiformes; Callionymidae. The transcript has a single exon. The coding region runs from base 253 to 744 and encodes 163 amino acids. Gene Ontology annotation, biological process: myelination.